Anastrepha obliqua is the source of this 466-nucleotide messenger RNA. Its product is annotated as basic salivary proline-rich protein 4-like. The coding region runs from base 2 to 466 and encodes 154 amino acids. The transcript has 2 exons. The record is from RefSeq and is a predicted model, not a curated record. NCBI's taxonomy places the organism in Eukaryota, Metazoa, Arthropoda, Insecta, Diptera, Tephritidae.
CAUGAAAGUGACAAUAACGUUGUGCUCAGCAUUUUUAAUGCUGCUCUGUGUGAGCGUAUCCGCUGAUAGAUCGCAUGAACGCCCAGGUUUAGUCAUCAACGAAUCGGGCCUCUCUAUACAUGGCUUCAGACCAGAAGGGUCCUCAGAGGAAGCUUCUGAAGCACAUGGACACAGACCAACUAAACCAGAAAGGCCCCCAAAGAAAACUUCUGAAGCACCCGGACACAGACCAACUAAACCAGAAGGGCCCACAGAGGAUACUUCUGAAGCACCUGAAUACAGACCAACUCAACCAGAAGGACCCACAGAGGAAACUUCUGAAGCACCUGAACACAGACCAACUAAACCAGAAGGUCCUCCAAAGAAAACUUCUAAAGCACCUGGACACAGACCAACGCCUCCUAAGCCAGAAAGGCCCACAGAGGAAACUACUCCCCAACCAGAAUCAACAACUGUUGAACCUUAG